Meloidogyne enterolobii is the source of this 465-nucleotide messenger RNA. Lineage: Eukaryota; Metazoa; Nematoda; Chromadorea; Rhabditida; Meloidogynidae. The record is from the annotation of a GenBank genome assembly.
AUGCCUUUUGCUAUUGGCAAGCCUUUUCUUCUUGAGAUGUUAAUUGAAGAAAAUGGAAUUAGUCCAAUACCUUAUCAAGGACCAUUGGAUACUCUUUUAACUACUAAUAGAAUGCGUGUUGUUGGCACGCCUCACCCUGGCGCUCAACGCUUCACUGUGAAUUGGAAAUCUGCCGAUGGAGAGACUUUGUUCCACUUUAACACGCGUUUUGAUCAAAACUGCAUUGUUCGGAAUGCUACCGUAGACAAACAAUAUCCACCAACUAGUGAAGAGCGGGAAGGGCCUGGAUGUCCAUUCCAUCCUGGGAAACAGUUUGCGUUAGACUUUCUUUUGCAUGGGGACAUUAUUCGGUGCUUCGUAGACGGCAUUGAAUAUUGUCGCUUUCAAGCCCGUGAUGACCUUCACAAAGUCGUUCUUUUGGAUAUUCACGGAGAUAUAGCACUUGAUCAAGUUUUGAUUGCUUGA